GACUGAAAAAAUGUGCAACAAGCAAUGUCAUGUGACCGGAAGCAUGUGACUUGUAUUAACAAUCUAUUUAGACAUUUUUCACAUUCCAUACAGACCGUGUUCUGACUACUUAUUUAUUUAGUUGAAGAACUCUGCUGCUAACAGAUCAGAAUGUCGAUGGGAUCUGAUGAGAAAAUAUCACUGAAACUAGUCGAGGUCUUGAAAGAGAUUGGCUUAAGUGAACAGACAGUGCUGAAGAUGAGAAAUACUUACAUUUUAUCCGAGACCCUUGAUAAUAUUCCUUCCAAAAUACUCAACACUGGUGAAAAGACUUACAUGUUUGGUAGCAACACAGAAGGAACAACCACAUGUGGCUUAGAAUCGGAUGUAGACACGCUCCUUUGCAUUAAAUUUUACAAUGUUAUGCAGCACACAAGUGAAUUCAAACUGAACAUGCUUCAGAAUUUGAUGAUGAUAAAUUCAGAAGCAUCACCUGGGUACUGCUUUCUACAAAUAGCUGGCUAUGAUGAUUCCGUAAUAUUAAGUAAUCCAAUUAACACUUACAAAGACAAAGCUGGAAGAACACUACUUAAGAAUACAAUGAACAAUUACGCUGCUGGGAUGGUAGGGCUGAAAGGAAUGGAUGUUCAUGGUCCCUCUUUAGCUAGUAAUGCAUAUCUAGGAUAUAGGGCAGAAGACACAGUAACAGCAUUUCCGUGCACCUCUUGGCCAAAGGUAGCCCAAAGCUGGUUGAGCGCUCCAAGUAAGGGACAAUGGCCAUCAGGGGAGUUGAAGAAAGUUUGUGCGAAUAAAAAAUGUUUUGUAGUUCCAGUCGCAAGCAGAGGUAGUAAAUACCGCGAUCUGGAAUGGAGAAUAUCAUUUUCUCUGGCAGAGCGUUAUUUGAUGUUCAGUUUGAACAUAACACAGAUAAGAUGCUACGUCCUGAUGAAAAUGAUUCUAAAAUCAUACCUUAACCUAGAAGGAGAUUUCCUGUCCAGCUAUAUGUGUAAAACGGUCUUAUUUCACUGUGUUGAAAAUGAAGAUCCAAAUAUCUGGCAGGAGCAGAAUCAAAUUAAGUGUUUAAAUUACUGCUGUAAGAAGUUAAAAGAAUUUGUAAGGGAUAGAAACUGUCCUCAUUUCAUCUUGCGGGAAAACAAUUUGAUGUUGCAUCGCUUUUCAACAAACGAUGGCACUAAGAUACUGUCAAAAUUAGAAAAUAUUUUAAGCAAUACAUGUGAAAUACUCCUCAGUAUCAAGAUUGAUGACCUUGGCAACAGACUUAAGCAGAAAUUAAACAAGGUUUAUAGACCUAUCAAUGGACAAUAUCCUAGUGCAGCCAUGGAAAGCGAAUGCCGUCUUCUGAUUGAAAUUGCGUCAACAGUCAGUGAUGCUCAUAAAAUGCUAUUAUCACAUGCAACGCCAAACACCAUGUUUAAAACUCUUUUUGCGCUACUAGGAUAUUGUAAACACAGCAAUUGUUUUAAGAAGACAGCUGGAUAUUAUCUUGCUAGUCUCUUCUGCACUUCAACUGCAAUGACAAUUGCAUCGUCUCAUAUUUGCCUGGAAAAACAGGUUUCAAGGGAAGCACUAUUCUGGAUUAAAGCAGGACUGAACUCUGAUGUAGCAUCUAGCAGACUCAAACUUGCCUCUGCUUUGUACUCUUCUGGACAUGCACAGGAAGUCAAUAAAGUACUUGAUGAUACAGCAAACCUAUAUGCUAAAGGUUUCUUCAAGGUUCAACCCAUGUGCAACUGUGACAGCUAUCCGUAUCUAUGUAGAUCCAUCGAGUUUGAUGUAUGUGAAAUACAGAUACAAAACGUUAUAGCAUUUUGUGUGCGAUUUUUGCCAUAUGAAAUAAACUGUAUUCCAAAAGAAUUGCGCUAUGAAAUGUUCCGAACCACGAAAGGAGAUCAGCCUUAUAGAAGAGUUGAUGGCUACUGGAUGGACUGGGCUGCUGUAGAUUCAUAUCCAUUUCUGUACUUUCUAUAUUAUAAGACAUUUGGAUGCCUCCAACUAAGGGAGUAUCAAUUACAGACUUUAAAUUAUCUUCAUUUGCAAGCCACAGAAAUGUACACACUUAACUUAGCACACAGGGAAACUGCCUUAAAUCUAGUUGGUCAAUUAAUGGAACAGGAAAACAGAGUAACUACAGCUUUUCAAUGUUAUUUACAGUCACUCAAAAUACGCGACAGAAACAAUGCCGCCAAGUGGCAUAUAUGUAGACUACUUGCGGAGCUGAUAGCAGGCUACUGAAAUUCUGCUAUAUACGAGAACAAAGGAAAAUGGUAACAAUAUAAAAUUCAACAUACGUAAAUGAAGAAUGCCUUUCUUGAAUAAAGAAAAAGCAAUAUCCAACUUGUGCAUACAACAAUUGCUAAUUUAUAACUUGUUCAAAGGAAGAAUCAAUCAUGUCCAGCAUGAUAAGGGUUAAGGAGGACCUGAAAGUGUCCCUAUGGGCAUGACUUCAGAUGAUUAAUUAAACCAAUCAACCUUCUGAAUCCAGCUACAUGGCUUCCUCACAUGACUGUUGAUAGCUUGCAAGGCUUGUACCGAAAGUGACCAUUUUUUUGGGCCAUCCAAAUAAACCAUCUGACAUUAAUCAUAGCUUUACGGCUGAGAAAAGUAUUGGAAUACCUAAAAUGUUAUUUGAACAGAACAAUAUGUAGAAAGUGGUUUAACUGAAACAAUUCAAUGCUAAAGGUCCAGAAAAAUUUAAUAUCAAACUUAAUACCUAGUAUGUAAACUUCUGAAUUUAUGUACAUUUGAAAUACAUUUUCUUGCAAUUUUAUUAUUAGGUAUGUGUGGUAGAAAUGUUCACUUUAUAUUCCCAUAUAGAUACAUGCUUUUCUGUAUUCAUAAAAUCUUUAUUAUUAGCACAGUAUGUCAAUAUGAAUUGUGUUUUCUCUAUUCCGGAAAUAAAACCUUUUCAAACAGUC
Messenger RNA from Mercenaria mercenaria, 2915 nucleotides. RefSeq lists its product as uncharacterized. The record is from RefSeq and is a predicted model, not a curated record. NCBI's taxonomy places the organism in Eukaryota, Metazoa, Mollusca, Bivalvia, Venerida, Veneridae. Bases 151 to 2232 code for a protein of 693 amino acids. The transcript is spliced from 2 exons.